UAUGACGAAUGUUGUGUUUACCUUUCGGAAUCGAGAAAUUGGUGCUGACACCUAUAGAAGAAAUACAUUUAGAUGUCUCAGAACACUAAUCUGCAAGGGGAAUAGAGAAUUCACGAAAGUGUGGACACGAUCUUCAAAUAAAGCUUGGCAAUAUGAAAGUGGAAGAAUACUGAGUGACAACUACAAAGUCUGUCAUUUUGGAUAUGGAAGAGAUAACAUUCCAAGACAGAUGUACAAACUUCCCAAGACAGACACAGGGAAGACGGAAGAUGCUUUGAUAUAUAGAUGUUUCCAUGACAAUUUCACUGAAUUUGAGAACCGCCCCUGCCUAGUCACACUGCAAUCAGCCAGAAAAGGGGAAAGUAUCUGCUUUUAUGACCUUGACACAGGGCAACUUCUCAAGGACAUUUUCCUUUCACAGUUGGUCAAAUUUAAAUACUUAUCGUGGAUAGACCCCAACAGAAGGUUUGUGGUGAAGUCUGUCUCCUCUUCACCAGAGAGGUCCAUUCGCUUUCAAAGAAUUACAGGUAAUCUGAUGACAAGCUCGAUAGUAAUGGCUGUCUUCGAUGCUUUCCCGCUUACAUUUGUUGGCAUGUUUGAAGUAGACAAAAGGGUGUUUGGACCUGGCAUUAUAAGUGCCAGUCUGUCUCACGGGAUGCUGUUUGUCAUGUACGGGAAAGGAAUCAUUAGAUUCUUCAGCUUUGAGUACAUCAAUGAGCAUUACAAGUUGUAUGACCAUGACCUUGACUCACCUAGAAUGUGCUCCAAUGGAAUUGUUUUGGAAGGAUUGCCUAUGAAUAUCAAAAUAACUGAGUGUCCACCAGUAUUGUUUGAGGUCCAAUGCCUUCACCAUGACGUCAAGAUCGGAGGGCAUCCCUGGCACUGUAUCUUUUCACCAAUGGGUCAAAGGGGGGUUUUCCAAGUCGCCUCACUCAAAGAUAAAUUAAAGGCUCAAAAUGGCACCUUGGUGGAUGAUACAGUUGACUUGGAGCAAGAUUGGUGUCAAUUUCAUCCAGACAACUCAGGGAGAAUACUCUAUAUGGCCACAGCAUCAGGAAGCAUCAGGGUGUUGGAGAUAAAGGAACUCUCAGAGACAUCAGGGAAAUACGAGAUUGUGGAAAACCAAGUUCUUGACCAUAGACCACCAAAACAGGAGAGGCUUAUGAUGACAUCAUCUGGUCGAACAGUAAAGAGGUCACAGUCUCAGGAUGAGAUUAGCUAUGAAACUGAUGUGAUAAUACAUAACAUUGAUUACGAAGAUGACCUUGAUCUCACAUGGACCUCUGCAACCCAACUACGCCCAGAGCCAUCCAACAUGGUGUGUUUCUAUGACAACCAGAGCAACGCCCUCCUUCGAAAGAUUAGACUCGACAUGAGGGAAUCCUGUGAUAUUGAUUAUGAAAACAACACGUGCUUUGAUUUGGACACUAUUGUACAUUUUGUGAAACCAACAAUUGGAAAAUUUAUCUGCAACCUGUACAGACUUAGCGGGGAUCUAAAUCAGGGACCAGCAGAAAAAAUCAGCUCAACUUCAGGGACUAGUGCAGAUACUUGUAGAUCUGACAGGAACAGACAGGACGUUCGAAGAAGUAGAAGAGAAAGGAGAUAACACAUGGAAAAUGCUAGUAGAUUGCAUAUUUAGGCUAUUGAAAAAAUUCAUCCUCAUUUUCGCUUUCCCAAGUCUAAAAAGUUCCUCGCCUAUAUCUUUUAUUUAAUUACAUAUUUGUCCUUUUCAAGAACCAUUAAGAAUUUGGAAAUAUUAAAACAAAAGAAUAAAAUCAGUCCAUUCGCAUGAAUUUUUAUAUGCCCGUUUUAAAAGAUACUCCUCAUUCACUCCUGAGUUAUGGCCCUUGAAUUGGUAAAUGCAGUCUUUACAGAGUCCAUUCUCUAAAUUUGGUUUAAUAUACAACCACUUAAUAUCGUCAAAUUAAUAUCUCUAAAUUUGGUUUAAUGUACAACCACUUAAUAUCACCAAAUAAGGAUGGGUGUAAUUUGAUAGUUAGUGCUCUUUUCUUUUAAUCUGGAAAAGAAUUUCAGACCUUUUUUUCUUAAGAAUUAUCUUUGGACCUUAGAAUUAUGUUAAAGUUCUCCUUUGCUCCUUUUAUAAUUGUAUUAUAGUGUUCUUUGUUAAUGGUUGAUUUUGUAUUUGUAGAUAUAGUACAUUCAUUAUGGAUAUGUAAUUUUGUCCUUACAUUUGAAAAUUGUUAUAUUGAUACUGAUGUUUACACUUCAUUUGCAAAAUGA
Molecule: messenger RNA, 2244 nt
Organism: Mya arenaria
Lineage: Eukaryota; Metazoa; Mollusca; Bivalvia; Myida; Myidae
Product: DDB1- and CUL4-associated factor 17-like
Exons: 15
Coding region: 2-1609 (535 amino acids)
Biological process (GO): protein ubiquitination
Cellular component (GO): Cul4-RING E3 ubiquitin ligase complex
Source: RefSeq, a predicted model, not a curated record